Molecule: messenger RNA, 1560 nt
Organism: Piliocolobus tephrosceles (Ugandan red Colobus)
Lineage: Eukaryota; Metazoa; Chordata; Mammalia; Primates; Cercopithecidae
Product: intercellular adhesion molecule 5
Exons: 5
Coding region: 1-1560 (519 amino acids)
Biological process (GO): cell-cell adhesion
Cellular component (GO): plasma membrane
Molecular function (GO): integrin binding
Source: RefSeq, a predicted model, not a curated record
AUGGCCUUAGCCACUUUUGAUGGGAAGAACAAGAGCCAGAAGACUAACUCGCCCCAUCUAGGGCAGGGAUGGCAGAAAGCUGACAUUCUGACAUUACUGAUCAGUUGGUUUAAGGUGGCAGUCACCUUCUGUGAUUUGUAUCACUUCAUCUUCCUGUCCUAUGCCGUUUCUUUCUGGAGAGGAGGAUGGCAUGCUCAUCAAGCCCUGCUUUUUUGUCUUAAAGAGCCACCAGAGCAAGUGAUCCUAGAGCUGCAGCCUGCCUGGGUGGCCGUGGAUGAAGCCUUCACAGUGAAGUGUCAUGUGCCCAGUGUAGCACCCUUGGAGAGCCUCACCCUUGCCCUUCUCCAGGGUAACCAAGAACUACAUAGAAAGAACUUCAUGAGCUUGGCUGUGACCUCCCAAAGAGCUGAGGUCAUCAUCAGUGUCAGAGCCCAAAGGGAGAAUGACAGAUGCAAUUUUUCCUGCCGUGCAGAAUUGGAUUUGAGUUUGCAAGGUGGGAGGCUCUUUCAAGGCAGCUCACCCAUCAAAAUACUCCGGAUCUUUGAAUUCUCUCAGACUCCCCGUAUCUGGGUCUCUUCCCUUUUGGAGGUUGGGAUGGCGGAGACUGUGAGCUGCGAGGUGGCUAGGGUGUUUCCAGCCAAAGAAGUUAUAUUCCACAUGUUCCUGGAAGACCAAGAGCUGAGCUCCUUCCUUUCCUGGGAGGGGGACACAGCAUGGGCCAAUGCUACCUUUCGGGCCAUGGAGGCUGGUGAUCAGGAACUGUCUUGCCUUGCAUCUCUGGGUCCAGUGGAACAGAAAACAAGAAAGCUAGUGCAUAGCUACAGCUUCCCUCCACCAAUCCUGGAGCUAAAAGAAUCAUACCCAUUGGCAGGGACCGACAUUAAUGUGACCUGCUCAGGGCAUGUAUUAACAUCACCCAGCCCUACUCUUCGGCUUCAGGGAGCCCCAGACCUCCCUGCCCCUGGGGAGCCUGCCUGGCUUCUACUUACUGCCAGGGAGGAAGAUGAUGGCCGAAAUUUCUCCUGCGAGGCCUCUUUGGAGGUGCAGGGUCAGUGGUUGAUGAAAACCACUGUGAUCCAGCUCCAUGUCCUAUACAAGCCACGGCUAGAGGAAUCCAGUUGCCCUGGCAAACAGACCUGGCUGGAAGGGAUGGAACACACACUUGCCUGUAUCCCAAAGGGAAACCCAGCUCCAGCCUUGGUGUGUACCUGGAAUGGGGUGGUCUUUGACCUUGAAGUGCCACAGAAUGCAACCCAGAACCACACUAGAACCUACUGCUGCACAGCCACUAACCAGCUGGGCUCUGUCAGCAAAGACAUUGCUGUCAUUGUUCAAGGACUGGAUGAAGGAAUCAGCUCUGCCCUCUUUGUCGUUAUUACCGUUGCCCUUGGAGUGGGUGUCAUCACCAUAGCACUGUAUCUGAGCUAUCGGCCCUGCAAAGUGGACAGGAGGAAAUUGCUCUAUAGGCAGAAAGAGGAGGACAAAGAGGAGGAAAGCCAGUUUGCUGUUGAGGAAGAGAAAAGUACAACUCGUAUAAUUGACAGCUAUUUGAUUGAAUGA